This is a messenger RNA of Dichotomopilus funicola, 1662 nucleotides long. RefSeq names its product putative Werner syndrome helicase. Bases 1 to 1662 code for a protein of 553 amino acids. Gene Ontology annotation, biological process: nucleobase-containing compound metabolic process. Gene Ontology annotation, molecular function: nucleic acid binding; 3'-5' exonuclease activity. Gene Ontology annotation, cellular component: cytoplasm; nucleus. NCBI's taxonomy places the organism in Eukaryota, Fungi, Ascomycota, Sordariomycetes, Sordariales, Chaetomiaceae. The transcript is spliced from 2 exons. The record is from RefSeq and is a predicted model, not a curated record.
AUGAGCGCCCGGAAGACCGCACAGGGUCUGUGGAAUCUCAGCCAUGGCAUCGUUUUCGCACCAGGCGGGAGGGUGGUCGGCUCGCGCUUGCCUUUAGUGCAACCUCGCAACGCUCUGUCGACCACAAGCCCGGCGCAGGCUGCGAGUUCGCACGAUGCGGAAACCCCGGACUCUGAGGCGGUGACCGCCGGAGCAGGACAAGAUCCUAAGCAGACCGCAACCGACGAAGUGAAAUCUCCCAACGAGGCCGUCGUUACCAAGGCCACUGCGCCCUUCACCCCACUGAAUUUCAAGAUACCGGAUUCAGUCUUCCAGGAAGCAAAAAAUGCACCCGAGGGAACCCCCCAGUCUUACUGGACGUACGAUAAGUACCGCGGGCCAGAUGAAGAUGGCGAGCCGAACGUUAAGGUAAAGGUUCAUUAUUGCCGCAGCGCUCACAAGACUGAAGAAGUUGUCAAACUGCACUUCAUGGACGAGAAGUUGCUUGGGUUUGACUUGGAGUGGAUGAAAGAUGCCUACCCGCGCCUAGGCGCGCGAGCGAAUGUCUCCCUGAUCCAACUUGCUACUCCCACCCGCAUUGGGCUGUUCCACGUCGCCAUGUUCGACAGAAGCAAGAGGAUCGAGUUGCCGACUCUGAAGAAAGUGAUGGAAAACCCUGAAAUCACCAAGGCUGGCGUCUGGAUCAAGGGCGACUGCACACGCAUGUCCAAAUACCUCGGCAUCCAGUCUCGUGGCUUGUUCGAGCUUAGCCAUCUUUACAGGCAGCUCACGCACUCCAAGGCCGGCGAAUACAAUCUGAUCAACAAAAAGCUGGUCGCCCUCAGAUCCCAAGUUGAGCACUAUCUCGGCCUUCCCCUGUUCAAAGGCGAGGACGUGCGAAUGGGCAAUUGGUCAAGACCGCUGGAUGAAUACCAAAUCCUCUAUUCGGCAUCCGAUGUGUAUGCCUCGGUCCAGCUCUACGCCGUUCUUAAUCACCUGCGCCAGACCACCCUUGAUCCCGUACCCGAUCUGCCCCACCAUGCCGAACUCGACAUUCCCAUCCCGAUUGCGCGACCUGUUGAGGUUGAAGAGUCGGAGACGGAGGAUCAAGAGGCCACGGCAGCGGCGGAUGGGCUCAUUACUGAGGAAAUCUUGGCGACUGAAAUUGAGACCUUGGUCAUUGCCGACCAGGUGGACACUGGGGAGGAUGGCGUCACGCCCAAGAAGAAGAGAACCACACGAAAGACAGUCGAAGUCGAAACCCUCACGACCGUCGAACCUGAAGCUGGCGCGGAUUCCACCACGCCUAAGAAGACAGUAACCAGACGGAAAACGGUUGAAGUCGACAGCUUGGUCAUCGCAAGUGAAACCGAGACUGUAGAAAACGCCGUCACGCCUAAGAAGACAACCCGCCGAAAGACGGUCAAAGUCGAAAGCCUUGUCAUCGCCGACCAGGCUGAAGGCGAGGAGGAAAACGUCACGCCUAAGAAGGCAGCCAAAAGCAAGCCGGCCGAACUGGAAAGUUCGACCGUCACCGACCAGGCUGAGGCUGAAGAGGGUACCGUCACACCCAAGAAGACAAUCAGGCGGAAGGCAACCGUCAAACAGAUCAAGUUGGUUGCGAAACCAUCACCUCAGGGUGUUGGCGCAUUGUUUAGUGAGCCUCACGCAGAGGCCAGCUAA